This is a messenger RNA of Alternaria burnsii, 216 nucleotides long. RefSeq lists its product as uncharacterized. The transcript has a single exon. The record is from RefSeq and is a predicted model, not a curated record. Bases 1 to 216 code for a protein of 71 amino acids. Lineage: Eukaryota; Fungi; Ascomycota; Dothideomycetes; Pleosporales; Pleosporaceae.
AUGAGCUCAGAAGAGCUGUUAGGACUGCAAGAGAAAGGCACUCAUGAAAGCUUGGGACGGAAACUUGCAAACACCAUGGGGAGGGAAGAGAGAGCGCUAUCGGUAUGCGAAUCGAUAGAUGUAUGCCGUAGUAAUGUAUCCUGCACUCAUCUGGGGUCAUGGCAAUUUUGGCUGGCAGAUAUAACCCACGCCAGAGUCGAGUCUAUGAGGUGCUAA